Molecule: messenger RNA, 399 nt
Organism: Salmo salar (Atlantic salmon)
Lineage: Eukaryota; Metazoa; Chordata; Actinopteri; Salmoniformes; Salmonidae
Source: RefSeq, a predicted model, not a curated record
GGAGGAUCAUGUAUGAUUGAAAUAGCAGUAGAUAACAGAACAGUGAAACGUCAGGAGGAAUCCUUGUUCCAGCCCGUGUCAGAGGUAGCGUUGGGGCCUAUAUUCCUGGGGGACGUCCCCUCCCAUAGGGACCAGCCUGCCAGCACCAGGGAGGUGACGGGUUUUGUAGGCUGUAUUAGGGAGCUGCAGGUCAACAAUAAGGACAUCUACAUAGCAGGAGAGGCACUGGGAGGGAGGAACAUCCACAACUGUGACACACCUGUCUGUCAGCACCUGCCCUGCCGCAAUGGAGGCACCUGUGUCAGCUGGGACGAGACCGUCAUGAUCACACUGACCACCACAUGGAAGGAGACGAAGAAGAUCAUCAGAGGACCCUCGCUGUUUCAACUUCUCAAGUAG